Molecule: messenger RNA, 3780 nt
Organism: Cladocopium goreaui
Lineage: Eukaryota; Dinophyceae; Suessiales; Symbiodiniaceae
Source: the annotation of a GenBank genome assembly
AUGCCCCACACCACAGCCAUCAGCCAACAACCGGCGGAAUCAGUCAGGCAGCCAGCCAGCCAGCCACCCACCCAGCCAGCCAGCGCGGCGGCCGGCGGAAUCAGCCAGCCAACUCCAACAACCGGCGGAAUCAGCCAGCCAGCCAGCCAGCCAGCGCGGCGGCCGGCGGAAUCAGCCAGUGAUGCCCCAAACCACCUGUCGGAGUCGGCGGCCGGCGGAAUCAGCCACGUCCCCAUCCGGCGGCCGGCGGAAUCAGCCAAAACUACCGGCCGGCGGACGGCGGAAUCAGCCAGAAACCUGUCCGGCGGCCGGAAGAUCACGGGCUUCUCUUCGGGCCAAGCCUCGGGUCAGGAGAUGGGCAAGUUCGUGGCCGAGAAUUUCAAAUCAGCCAUGAAGAAAUCCUUGGAACAAGCCUUACGCGGUCAGGAAGUGUCCCGCUUUACCGUGGAGAUCAACUUUGCGGGCAAUCGACCCAAAGAAGUUUGGAUGUCAAUGGCCCCAUGGCGUUCAGCCACUGGUCGCAUUGUGGGCGUUAUGGGCCACUUCGAUGAUGUCAUCGAAUCCGAUCGUCGGCUGGCGGAGGCAGACUGGGUUCGAGAAGCCUGCGCUGAGCAAUUGGACCAGGCGAAUGCCUUCGUCUUUUCGGUGGAUUCCAACAUGUGUGUCACCGAAUGGAAUCACCGUUUGGCCGAUGUGACUGGCAAAGAUAAAGAGGCCGUCGCUGGGAAAAAGUUGCUGGACCUGGUGGUGGGUUCUAAGCAGCAAGUGACCGACUCAGUGAAAGCUGCCCUACAGAGCGCCUGGUCCGCGACACUGCAGAUCACUGUGGCAAGUCUUGAGAUGAUGGUGGGAUUUUCACCUCAGCUGAACUUCUCUGGCAAGGUCAUUGGAGCCUUGGCCAUCGGCCAACCUGCUGCGGGGUCCCCGGCACCCAAGCCCUCCGAGGGGCAGGGCGUGAAGGGCAUGGUGUUGCACGAGCUUCGUUCGCCGCUUCACGGCAUCAUCGGAUUGGCGAACACCUUGUCCCAGGACGCCGGGCAGCUGAAAAAACCGCUCACCAUGAUCGGAGUCAGUGCCGAACGGGCGCUUGAGUUGGCAACGAACAUGAUGGACUUUUGGAAAUAUCAGUCGGAAGCUGUGCGCCAAGGGCCGAAGGAUGACAUGGUGGACUUGGGGGCAUUGGCCAGGCAGGUGGUCUCGACAUCCAAGGGCCUGCAGGACAAGGGCGGGCGGCCACUGAAAAAGGACAAGGUGAAUCUGCGCACCGAGAUCCAGACCGUGGCAGUGGCGGCGGACAGCCACGCCAUGCGGCAAUUACUCAAGCAGCUGUUGACCAACGCAUUGAAGUUUACGGAGGAUGGAGAAGUAUCUUUAAGUAUCAAAGAGGUGGACAAGUCAGCUGUCAUCAAAGUGAGCGAUACAGGAUCUGGGAUCAAACCCAAGAUCUUGCAAGGAGUUUUGCAAGCCUUUUCCCCCGGAUCGGACAGCAGAGAGGAGGUGGACGGCAUUGGCUUGGGCUUGUCCUUGGUGAAGGAGGUGCUGCGAAUCCAUAGCGGCCGAUGUGAGAUCCAACCGCAGGAGAAGGGCACCUUGGUCACCGUGACGAUUCCAUGCCAGCCUCCAACGAAAUUGGAGGACAAAGAGAAAACUCCAGCUCCAGCUCCCGGAAAUGUCUCGUGGAAGAAGGUCCCUUCGGCCAAACAGAAGGGGCCACCGUCGAGCUGGCUGGGACCUGCGGCACAGCUUGGUAUUCAAAUUGUGCCCGGGAACGCUGCAGUCAAUGCAGGCAGCCGCACGGCGACAUCAUUGCCAUCUUUGAAGGAAGGAAUUACGACAGAUCAACCGCCUUCAAGUACUUGGGAAGAGGAGGAUAAUUUGAUCAUGUCUGUGGAUGACGACUAUGUGAACCAAGAAGUGAUGCGAUCGAUUUUGGAGCCCUGCGGUUUCAAGGUCAUCGCAUGCAUGAACGGCACUGAAUGCCUGGAGUAUUUGGAUGGCGACAAUCCACGGCCGCGAUUGCUCCUUUUGGACUUGAUGAUGCCUGGACUCAGCGGUUUUGAUGUGCUCCAAGCGUUACACAAGAAGGUGAGUCUAAUGGAGCUGCCGGUGGUCAUGGUCUCGGCAAAAAAUCAAUCAAGCUCCGUGGUCAAGGGCUAUGAAUUGGGCUGUCGCGAUUGGAUCCAUAAGCCUUUCUGUCGACAGGAGCUGAUCGCGCGAGUGAAGUCACAUUUGAAGAUGCGCGCAAUGCUGCUGAGCUAUAGACUCUCUGCAGCCCAAGAGAGGUCUCAGGAGAAUUUGCCCGCGGUGGAGGAGGACGAAUCGACCGGAAAGUCUCCCAACAAGGAGGUCUUGGAAGUGGAUGUCUCGCAGUCGCACGUUGAUGGUCCUACCGAUACAACAGCGCUGUUUGCCACGGUAGACUCAGAGGUUGCGAUCGAGAGCAUGGUUUCUCUCUUCCAAGACUUUGAAAGUCUGAGCGAACAGUAUCAAGCCUUCCGCACAGAGAUUAUUGGGAAUUCCUACCUGGCUAUUGCCGUUGGCACGGGAGACGAGACGCGGCACACAGACAAGCUCUUGUUGUUGGCGCACAAAUUGAGGGACACUGCUAGAAAGGCCUCCAUGUCUUUGCGGGUUGGCAUCGAUACAGAUACUUCAGUCCCAGCCAAACCGCUGGGCAAGCGUCAAUAUCCAAAAAGCAGUUUGUUCAGUGCAACCCUUCAAAAGGCGAGACAACUCAGCGAGGCUGCGGCUGAGCACCGCAUCCUGCUGUCGCGCAGCGCGCGAUGUCGCCUCUCCGCCGAUGUGGAGGCGGAGCUACAGCAAAGCGGGUUGCGGCUCCUCUCGGGCGAUGCCAGCAGUCACUUGGGCGAGCACUAUUUCAUUGCUGAAACGACAGAGUCGGACCCAAAGCCAUUGCGGGCACCGGCAAAGCCGGUGGAGGCGACUCCUCAACCUGCAGAGAAGAUGUUGUUGGAAAGCCAGAUGGCGGUGCAAGCCCUUCACCAAGAGCUGCUGAAGAGCCAAAACGGUUUCAGCGUGCUCCAGAAACAGUUUUCCAUGGCGGAGGAACAGAUGUUACAGGCGAAAUCUGAGGCCAGUUCCUUGCGUACCCAGUUGCAGGUGGCCAAAGCAGCAGCUGCCGCGGGUUCGGAAACGCCUGGACCAAGCUUGGAGAUGCCAAAGGAGAAGAUACCUGAGAUUUCCGGCUCUGCCCAGUCGACCUCCCUGCUAUUUUUACAGUGGCAAAAUGCCCAUCUUCAAGCAGAGAUUCGGCACUACCAGUCUGCCCUCAGUAGCACCAAGAUGGAGCUACAGAUGCAGAUUAUGGCCGGGCACUUGCUGGAGUCCAAACAUAACUUGCUGCAAGCCAGGGUGGAGCACCUGGAACUGGAUUUGGGUUUUAAGGUUGCAUGUGGAGCCACCCAGCACAUGGCAUCGGAGCCGGCCAAUUCUCGUCCUGACUCGCCUGUGCCCGCCCAGCCUGCAGCGACGCAAGUUAAAGAUGAUGCUCCGCCGGUCUCUUCACUGGCUUCACCGGGCCCAGGACAACUCACGGUGCCUGGCUUGAUAGGCUCGACACUGGGCUGCCCCUACCCGCAUCUCUCAGGUGUUUCAAACCUGUCCAACCUGGGGAUGCCAACUUUUCAGCAGAUGUCCUUCUCGCAGAUGCCUGGAGUGUCGGGAUUGAACAUCGGAGGUCUUUCUGGUCUUCAGUCUGGCAUGCCGGGCAUGUCCGGUUUCGGAGGUGCUGGGAUGGCCGGUGCACCGUUUGGCACCUGA